This is a messenger RNA of Macrosteles quadrilineatus (aster leafhopper), 1068 nucleotides long. RefSeq lists its product as uncharacterized. Lineage: Eukaryota; Metazoa; Arthropoda; Insecta; Hemiptera; Cicadellidae. Bases 1 to 1068 code for a protein of 355 amino acids. The transcript has a single exon. The record is from RefSeq and is a predicted model, not a curated record.
AUGACAAAUGGUGAGUCUAUAACAAGCUGUACAGCAACAGCCAUCCAAACCUGCAACCACCACGACAACGUCAUUAUCAACAACAUCAUGACAAAUGGUGAGUCUAUAACAAGCUGUACAGCAACAGCCAUCCAAACCUGCAACCACCACGACAACGUCAUUAUCUACAACAUCAUGACAAAUGGUGAGUCUAUAACAAGCUGUACAGCAACAGCCAUCCAAACCUGCAACCACCACGACAACGUCAUUAUCAACAACAUCAUGACAAAUGGUGAGUCUAUAACAAGCUGUACAGCAACAGCCAUCCAAACCUGCAACCACCACGACAACGUCAUUAUCAACAACAUCAUGACAAAUGGUGAGUCUAUAACAAGCUGUACAGCAACAGCCAUCCAAACCUGCAACCACCACGACAACGUCAUUAUCAACAACAUCAUGACAAAUGGUGAGUCUAUAACAAGCUGUACAGCAACAGCCAUCCAAACCUGCAACCACCACGACAACGUCAUUAUCAACAACAUCAUGACAAAUGGUGAGUCUAUAACAAGCUGUACAGCAACAGCCAUCCAAACCUGCAACCACCACGACAACGUCAUUAUCAACAACAUCAUGACAAAUGGUGAGUGUAUCACCGGCUGUACAGCAACAGCCAUCCAAACCUGCAACCACCACGACAACAUUAUUAUCUACAACAUCAUGACAAAUGGUGAGUCUAUAACAAGCUGUACAGCAACAGCCAUCCAAACCUGCAACCACCACGACAACGUCAUUAUCAACAACAUCAUGACAAAUGGUGAGUCUAUAACAAGCUGUACAGCAACAGCCAUCCAAACCUGCAACCACCACGACAACGUCAUUAUCUACAACAUCAUGACAAAUGGUGAGUCUAUAACAAGCUGUACAGCAACAGCCAUCCAAACCUGCAACCCACACGACAACGUCAUUAUCAACAACAUCAUGACAAAUGGUGAGUCUAUAACAAGCUGUACAGCAACAGCCAUCCAAACCUGCAACCACCACGACAACAUCAUUAUCAACAACAUCAUGGAUGAGGAUGACAAAUGGUGA